AUGCAGUCGGACAUCAAGGCUGGGCAGCGGCCAGCGAAAUGCUGUAGACGCACCAGAGAGAAGAACGCCAACUUCCCCCGCCGGCCGACCGCCUACAAGCAAGACAAAGCGAGCACAGCAUCGACGCAACGACUCGAACGGACAAGCCACACAUGUCCCGAAGUCGGGCAAGACCAAUGCGGGACGCACGACCAGACCGCAAGGCAUUUUUGCGAACAGGGAACAGCCGCCGAGCGCCAGCGAAUAGCAAGGCGUCACCAGGCUGUUUUCUCGGCUGUCGCAGGCGGCGGCGGGGCCUCGGAAGGGUGGAAACGGCGCGCCAGAAUCGGCUGGGCCUUCAGCCGCAACGCCACUAGCUCGAGGCUUCGGAGCUAG
Molecule: messenger RNA, 375 nt
Organism: Gaeumannomyces tritici R3-111a-1
Lineage: Eukaryota; Fungi; Ascomycota; Sordariomycetes; Magnaporthales; Magnaporthaceae
Exons: 1
Coding region: 1-375 (124 amino acids)
Source: RefSeq, a predicted model, not a curated record